Symbiodinium sp. CCMP2592 is the source of this 1071-nucleotide messenger RNA. Lineage: Eukaryota; Dinophyceae; Suessiales; Symbiodiniaceae. The record is from the annotation of a GenBank genome assembly.
AUGCUCGUCCUCGCCGCAUCUUGCAACGUCAUGACACAUCUAUCGGCAGCAGAUGAUGCCUGGUGCUCGCUGUCCCCACUGCGCGGGGCGAAGCUCCGACGUCGCUGCUCCAGCCGCCAUGAGGUCCCAGCUCCCAUCUUUCUCCCGCCACUGACUGCCGAGCCGUCUGCACCGGCCCCGCCACAACCAGGCACGCUCCCAUGUUUUCCUCUUCCACUGCACCGCGCGGCCCUACCGGGCUCACGCCGGAUGCUGAAUGUUAUGGAGCGGCGUUACACGUCAAUGUACGAAGAUCUUCUCACCACCGGCCAACGGCGCUUCGUUGUGCCCCGGCUCCUCCAGACAUCUCAAGGAGCGUGUCUGGCAGAAGCAGCCGUGGUCUUCGUGAUUACGGACCUGCUGGAGGCUCCCAGCAAUUCCCGAUUCCGCUACACUGUGCAGCACUCUGUCCAGAAGCCUGUGCGAAUCACAAGGGUGCUCAAUCCCGGAGCCUUCGCAAAGAAGAACACGUACCUGCGCGUUGAAUAUGCAAAGAUUCGCGACCACGAUGCAGAGAGGGACUACUGGCAAGAGGAGCGCGCCCUUUUCCGGGAGUUGCACGAAGUUGCAGCUCUUCGCGAGUCUGCUGGAGAUCCUCUGCGGCGUUGGGAGUACAUGAGCGACAGGUCUGGCCUGUCUCGUUUAGUCGACCACGGCUCUGGACCUGCCCUCUCCGAGGACUCGCUGAACGCUGCCGGCGCCUCCCGGGAGGACUUCUGGGAGCUGGUGCAGCUCUGGCAAGGCUACUGGGACCGACGAGGGGUGGCGCUCCGCCAGCAGCAUGAUCGAGACAUGCUGGCAGCGCGGCGUGCAGACUGCGGGCCGCGAACGCUUGCGGAGCUGCGGCGGAGCUACGAGGCAGAGAGCUUGGAGCAUCAGCAUCAAGGAGCUGCUUUGAUGCAGGUGCUUCUGCAGAGUGCGAGCCACGGCGAGCGUCUCAAGCUCCUCCGCGGCGCUGCUCGCCGGGAGCUGGAGCGUCUCGCAGCCGUGGCCGCUGUGGCUGGGAGCACGGGAGGCGAAGCGCACGCGUGA